GGUUGCAGACUUUCACGGUGCAUGUUUGUGCAAGCACUUUAUGUAAUGGUGCAAUAAUGCCACAGCCUACAAGCAGCUCACAGUAAAGAAUAUAAACACCCCCGGUGGAGGCAUUUUAAACAUCUACAAUAGCUGUGGAGUCUGAACAACCAGUCAGGAAGUGAUUUCUCAAAGAGCUUUCAAGACAUUUUGUUUCAAACAGAUACGAUGAGUGUGCGAUUGGGAACCCUCUUUGUGAUUUUUAAGAUAUUGUCAUAUGGAUUGGCGGAGGAGUCUCCAUGUACACCUGGCUUUAAAUCGAAUCUGCUGGUUUUUAAAGUCCACAAAGAUCACCUUCACAGGGGAGAGAGACUCGGAAGAGUCGUAUUUAACACAUGUGAUGGAAGAACAGGAAUAGAUUUUCAGUCCACUGAUCAGGAGAUUGAUCUGAACAGGGAUGGGACUCUGAUGAUGAGGAGGUCAGUGACUCUUCAUGAAGGCCCCAAGGAGUUUUUAGUGUCUGCAUGCGACUCCAGUGGCAAGAAGCACACGGUCUCUGUCAGAGUUGAAUGUGUUCAUUAUCAUAAGGAUCAUGACGUGAAUACAUUGAUGAAUAGCACCUCUGUACAGGUGGAAUCUCCCUCUGAUGAUCUAGUUCUGACAUUUCCAAAGUCUACAUCAUGUUUAAAGAGAGCAAAGAGAGGUUGGAUUGUUCCUCCAAUCAGUGUAUCUGAGAAUAGCAAAGGUCCUUUCCCAAUGAGGCUGGUCAAGAUAAAGUCAGAUUAUGCUUCUGAAAUUCGGAUGGCAUACAAGAUCACUGGUGAAGGGGCAGAUCUGGAACCUAAGGGGAUUUUCCAAAUAGACAGACUAUCAGGGUGGAUCAGUGUGACUCAGCAACUUGACAGAGAAACAAAAGCUUUUUAUAAAAUGGUAGUUCAUGCAAAUGGUGUUGAUAUUGAUAUUUUAGAAAAGCCAAUGGUGAUUAUCAUAACUGUGACAGACCAAAAUGAUAAUAAGCCUGUGUUUACUCAAAAUCCUUUCAAUGGAAAUGUUCCUGAAACUGCGAAAAAUGGUGAAGUGUUUAUGACGAUCACAGCCACUGAUGCAGAUGAUAAAGAGAAUACUGACUAUGCUGAUAUUAGUUAUGCCAUUAUCAGCCAAGAUCCACCAUCUCCAAAACCUAACAUGUUUGCUAUCAAUCCUGUAAGUGGAGGGAUUUCUGUGCUAGAAAAAGGCCUGGACAGAGAGCAAUGGUCCAGAUAUACUUUGAUUAUUACGGCUGCUGACAUGAAUGGAGAGGGUUUGUCAACCACUGCCACAGUAGUUAUUACUGUUUCAGAAGGCAAUGGUAUUGCACUUCAGUUUGAGAGAGGUUGGAUUAUUCCUCCAAUCAAUGUAGCUGAGAAUAGCAAAGGUCCUUUUCCAAUGAGGCUGGUCCAGAUAAGGUCAGAUUUUGCUUCUGAACAUCAGAUUGCAUACAAGAUCACUGGUGAAGGGGCAGAUCUGGAGCCUAAGGGGAUUUUCCUCAUAGAAAGACUAUCAGGGUGGGUCAGUGUGACUCAGAAACUUGACAGAGAAACAAAAGCUUCAUACAAACUUGUGGCUCAUGCAACUGGAGUGGAUGUGAAUAUCGUAGAAAAGCCAAUGGAUGUUGUUGUAAAUGUGAUAGACCAAAAUGAUAAUAAGCCAGUGUUCACUCAAAGUAUUUUCAGUGGAAGUGUUCCUAAAGCUUUGGAAAAGGGUGAAGUGUUCAUGACGGUCACAGCCACUGAUGCAGAUGAUAAAGAGAAUACUGACAAUGCUGAUAUCAGUUAUGCCAUUAUCAGCCAAGAUCCACCAUCUCCAAAACCAAACAUGUUUGCUAUCAAUCCUGUAAGUGGAGGGAUUUCUGUGCUAGAAACUGGCAUUGACAGAGAGCAAUGGUCCAGAUAUACUUUGGUUAUUACGGCUACUGACAUGAAUGGAGAGGGUUUGUCAACCACUGCCACAGCAGUUAUUACUGUUACUGACCCAGCCGUCUAGGGCGUCAGUACCACUGUAACGGUACUGUGUGUUACUCAUAUCUGCUCAGGCAAUUGGUUGUGAUGCCAUACCUUAGUUAAACACAUUUUAUUUUUCCAUUUAGCCUCUGAACAAUGUUGAGAGUAAGCAGUGGCAACGUUUAUAUGUGUGUCGGUUUUUUGCCUACUUCAACUGCUACAGUCUUUGUGAAUGUAGAAGACGUGAAUGAGCUGCCUGAGUUUAUUCCAAAGGUCAUUUUCAAUUGUGAAUAUUUACCAGCUGGCCUAGAACUGGUUUCUCGGUGAACAAGCUACUGAUCCAGACACUGUAAAAUCAGAAAAGUGCCUGCUUGCUUAUUUGAAUAAAUGUAAUUUCUUUGACUAAUGCUCUGUCCUGCUAUAAUCACAUAUUUUUGUUUUGUUUAUUAGAGACUAAAUGCUGUCAAACUGCUUUUUAUUAAUAAAGAUAAAUGUAGAGCACCUGC
This is a messenger RNA of Danio rerio (zebrafish), 2464 nucleotides long. Lineage: Eukaryota; Metazoa; Chordata; Actinopteri; Cypriniformes; Danionidae. The record is from RefSeq and is a predicted model, not a curated record.